This is a messenger RNA of Fonsecaea erecta, 2283 nucleotides long. RefSeq lists its product as hypothetical. The transcript is spliced from 7 exons. The record is from RefSeq and is a predicted model, not a curated record. The coding region runs from base 1 to 2283 and encodes 760 amino acids. Gene Ontology annotation, biological process: regulation of DNA-templated transcription; DNA-templated transcription. Gene Ontology annotation, molecular function: DNA binding; DNA-binding transcription factor activity, RNA polymerase II-specific; zinc ion binding. NCBI's taxonomy places the organism in Eukaryota, Fungi, Ascomycota, Eurotiomycetes, Chaetothyriales, Herpotrichiellaceae.
AUGUCGUCCCAAACCAGUUCUUCUGAUCCACAGCCAAAACGCCAGGGAAAGCAUGUCACCACCGCCUGUCUUGGCUGUCGCAAGCGUAAAAUCAAGUGCGAUGGUACGAGCCCACGGUGCUCCAACUGUGUCCUCUACGGCCAGGAGUGCGUCUUCCAGCACGGCGUGGAUAAGCGGAAGAUUGCGCCCAAGGAGAGAUUGCAAGCCCUGACGAGCUACUGUCAACAACUCGAGUCCUUGCUCAUUGCCAAUGGCAUAGAUGUGCCGCCUCCACCACCGCUCCAUAUUCGAACCGUCUCAGCGGCGCCAUCAUGGCCGGUCGAGGCGUCUCCGCCUCAAAACUUCCCCUUGGGCAUCAGCGAGCCCGAUUUUGGCAUCUCAGAAUGGCCUGGAGAAGACGGGUACGAUGGACAACCUGCGUCGUCCAUGACGGGAAAGCCUCUCGGGGAUGGCUACUUGUAUCCGGAGUCUUCUCCGGACGUGCCGGGAAUCGACAAUGCAAAUUCUGAGCUCAAAGCGACAGCCCCGAUCCCCAAUGAAGACACUUUGCUCGAUCAAUUGUCCGGGAGGAUGGGUUCGUUGCAGAUUGCCGAGGACGGACAGCUACGGUUUUAUGGUGCCACAUCCAACUUGCACAUCCUCCACAACGGACCACUAUCUUUGUCACGAUCAAAGUUCCGCUCCCCCUCUGAACAGGGGACUGAAUUGCUUAAUGGAGGAGGUGUCGGUCAUUUUGUCGACGAAAGCAUUGAAGAUCACCUCUUGCGACUGUACUUCACCUGGGAGGAGCCCUCGAUCCAUGUGGUUGAUGAAUCCGUGUUCUGGCGCGAGCGACUGAUUUGCAAAGGUGGAGGUCAAGUCAGUUCCUUGUACUCGGAGGUGCUGACGAACGCAAUGUGCUCUGUUGGAGCGAGCCUAACCUCCAGGACAUAUCCUCACUUACCUGAUCCUCUGCCGGACUUCUUUGCCACCAGAUCCAAACUGCUUUUGGAACUCGAGAUGGAUGCUCCAACCCUGUCGACUGUUCAAUCCCUGGUCAUUCUUAGCGCCGUCGAGGCCCUUCUGACGAGGGAUGCCCGUGGCUGGCUUGAUAGCGGAAUGGCUGUCAGACUCGCUGUUGAUCUAGGUCUCCAUCUUGAUCCAGAGCCGUACGUUCAGGCCGGUCUCAUCACGUCUGAAGAAGGGAUGGUUCGCAAGGUGAUAUGGAGUGGAGUCUUCGUCCACGACAGGAUGUGGAGUCUAUACGUCGGCAGGCCCGUCGCUCUGGACGACAAGCAUAUAACGGUACAGUUUUCGGCCGAAGAAGCUAGCGCGGGUCGGGUCCAAAGGUUCUGGACCCCUUACGAUGACAGCGGAGCAUUAGACCUGCCUCGCAUGGUGGACUCAAUCGACGAGCUGGGCAUCUGGAACGUCAAAUUAUGCGCACACAUGACCGCGAUCAGGGAGACGCUGUACCCUGACGCCAUGACGGGCCCAACCAACGCCAGACAGUUGUUUCAAUUUGCCAACCAGAUGCGCGAGAGGUUGUUGGGCUGGCAGAGAAGUCUCCCGCCCAGCUUGGCUGUCAACAACCUGGACAAGCGGGCGCUAUACCUUCCGCACGUCCUUCAACUUCACAUGCAAUAUCAUAGCAUCAUGAUCAUCACAUUCCGCCCGUUCUUCGCCUCAAUCAAGACUCUGCCGGGUCUCACCACCACUGAAAUUGCAGCCGGCCGCAACUAUUGCACGAGCUCGGCCAAUUUCGUGGCAAGGCUAAUCCAGACUUAUCGUCGCCAAUAUAGCCUCCGAAGAAUCAAUGUUCAAGCAGUCCAUCUCGUCUUUACAGCGACGUUGAUCCACGUGUUCACCGCUUGUGCGGCAACGGACCCAGUGCGAAGCAACAGCGCGUGGAAGAAUUUGGAAAUCUGUUGUCAAGCACUGAGUGAAUUAGGACUUGCCUUCAAAAGCGCUUCGAGAGCACUGGAAGUGAUCAUGGGCAUCAAGAGUGAUCUCCUCCGCAGGUCCAAGUCGAAUAUCAAGCGACAGAAUCCAUGGAGUGACACCCAAGACGCCGGACCGGCGCCAGCAAAGAAGCGGCGGCCCACCAAUGCCGAAAGCGACCUGUUGCAGACGCACCAAUCUCCACAAAGUCAAGGCAGCUCCGACUUUGGCCUCAAUCUGAGCGAGGCCGACCCGGCGUUCAACUUUUUCGACACUUCGUACGACGACUUUUCCCUCGAAACUCUGUUUUGGGGUGGCUACACCAAUCUCGAACUACCUCAUUCUCCGCCCCGAGAACCAUGA